Pyrus x bretschneideri (Chinese white pear) is the source of this 1924-nucleotide messenger RNA. RefSeq names its product putative disease resistance protein RGA3. The transcript has 2 exons. Gene Ontology annotation, molecular function: ADP binding. The record is from RefSeq and is a predicted model, not a curated record. Gene Ontology annotation, biological process: defense response to fungus. NCBI's taxonomy places the organism in Eukaryota, Viridiplantae, Streptophyta, Magnoliopsida, Rosales, Rosaceae. Bases 418 to 1737 code for a protein of 439 amino acids.
UAUAUUACAAUGAAUGAAAUGAAAAUAAAAAUUAUAAUGAAAUCUAAUUAAUACAUUAAAAUUAGGAAGAAAAAAGAGAAAUAAUUAAAACAUAAAAAAAAUAAAAUAAAUGAGGUGAUUAAUGUAUCAAUAUUUUAGUAUAAAAGUCAUAUUUGCCAAGAAUUAGAAUGAAGUUUCCAAUUUAUAAAAUUACAAAGGGGUUGGAAGGGAAACGAAUUUUCCCAACAUUUUCAUUAUCUUCCUUGUCCUCUCUGCUACUCCCACACUUAAACUCUCUCUCUCUCUCUCUCUCUCUCUCGCGCCAAGAACUCAAUCUAUUUCUCCACAACCACGAGUCCAAGGCCUCUCGACUAGGCCUCUCCCCGUCCUUCCUCAUUUUUUAAGUGUACUAAUUCAGAUCAUAAACCCAGGAAGGAUAUGGCAAAGAUAUUUAGCUUUACUGCUGAGGGAAUGCUUGCAAAGGCAGCUUCACUUGCUGCUGAACCGCUCGUCCGUUCUUGGGGACUUGAAGAAAAACUGACAGGGCUGCAUGAAACAUUAUCCCUGAUUCAAGAUAUCACACGUGAUGCUGCUGAUGAUGCUGAUGCGGUGUGGGUGGAGAAACUUAAAGACGUGGCUAAUGAUGCUGAUGAUGUCUUGGAGGACAUCAACUACGAAGUUCUCCGCCAUAAGCUACAAAUACAAAACCUUUUGAAGAGAAAGGUACUCAACUUCAUUUCACUCUCUAAUCCCGUUGUAUUUCGUCUUAAAAUAGCACAUCAAAUCAAGAAAAUCAACGCAUCCUUGGUGGAUCUCAAGAAUCGUGCGCCUAUUAUGGAACUAGUUUCUGCAACUUCUCAAGCAAUGAGAUCGAUCAGAGAAACCAAUUCAUCAAUUGGGGAUGAAAUCAUCGUUGGCAGGGAUGAGGCCGUGUCAAAUAUACUUGCAACCUUGACCGGUUCCGAAGUCAGUCAAGAAAAUCUUUCGGUUAUGGCCAUUGUGGGAAUGCCCGGUUUGGGAAAAACUACUUUGGCCAAGUCAGUUUUUAAUACAGAUGAGAAAAGUACACACUUUGAAGAGAAAAUAUGGAUAUAUGUAUCCUAUACAUUUGACGUUGAUUCAAUUCUGAAUCGAAUCUUGGAAUAUGUUAAAUGUGGAACGGUUGAAACACAAAGUCAGGAGGCAGUGCUUAAAAGCCUCCGAGAACAGUUGACAGAGAAAAGAUGUCUUCUUGUACUCGAUGACGUUUGGAAUGAAGACUCUGUAAAAUGGAGCAAACUGAUGAGUUGUUUGUCAAAACUCCAUUUUGCACGGGGGAGUGCCAUACUUGUCACCACAUGUAGUUCCAAAGUUGCAACAAUUACAGGAACACUUCCUCGCUAUGAUUUGAGAUUUCUAUCGGAAGAUGAAUGCUGGUCCAUAUUGAAGGGAAGAGCAUUUGUAGAUAAUACUGCUCCUACAGAUCCUGAUCUAGAAAAAGUUGGAAGAGAGAUUGCCAAAAAAUGUGCAGGUUUACCAUCUGUGGCAAAGGUAAGUAGUAUUUAUUUUUUAUUAUUUUUAUUUAAAGUUUACUCUAUUUUGUUUGAAAUCUUAUCUGUUAUCAUUUUAACUUCAGCCCACAAACUAAACAAAGUCAUUUCCGUACUUCCCUUUGAUCUUAUGUACUCCUCUACUUUAUUCUGUCAUUUGAUUCUCUACCGGAACCAGAAAGAAAGGAAAAAUACAAAAAAAAAAAAAAAAAAAAAAGAAAUUAAUUAACAAUAUUCUUCAUUCAUGCCUUACAAAUAAGACAAUUCAAAAAUAUAUAGUACUCUCCUUAGUGGGCCUAAGUGACCUAUUAACCCUGUUACAUAUAUUGGCCACUAAAUAUUGUUAUAGGUCCUAACAAUCCUACCCCCUAAAUAAAGGCAUGUCCUCAUGAUGUAAUUGUAGUUUAUGCUAAGUU